UGUGCAAAAUCAUUUCCGCCAUUUUUGUAAGCUUGGGUAGACAUUUUUGCAAAUAGUAAACAAAAGAAUUGUCACCUUUAUAAGAACAUUUUGUUAAGUUUUUUUACGAAGAAAUAUGAGUGAGCUUGAUCCUACUAAGCUGGACAAGCUCAAGGUUGCUGAACUGCAAGAAGAGUUGAAAUCCAGAGGUUUGGAAACGAAAGGGAAAAAAGCGGUUCUCAUCUCGAGGUUGAAGAAAGCGUUACGCGCCGAUGACUCACAGAAUGACGCAGAUCUGAACACAACAAAUGAGGAAGGGGACACUUCACAGAGUCUUGAUGAGAGCUCACAGGAUGCAACUGAGGUUGAGAGCGAAGCAGAACCUGAAGCAGAGCAAGAACUAGCAAUAUCUCCACAAACGAAGGCACCGCAACCUGAUGUUGAGGAGGCAGUUGCUGUGCCAGAUGAAGAGCUGCCAACAUCUCCUCUAAAGAAUUCACCAGAAAAAAAUUCUCCAGCAAAGAAAACUCCAGAAAAGGCACCAGAACCUGAAGUCAAAGAGGCAUUUGCUGAGCCAGAGCAAGAGUUGCCAGCAUCUCCACUUGAGAAGUCACCAGUGAAAAGUUCCCCAACAAAGAAAACUCCUGAAGUGGCACCAGAGCCUGAAGUCAAAAAAGCAGUUGAUGAGCUAGCUGAAGAGAAACCUCUUUCAGAACAAGUUCCUGAACCAACCCACGUAGCAGAAGAGGUGACACCAGAGGAAGAGCCUAAAAUGGAGGAAACCGAGACAGCUGCACAUGCAGAACCUGAGCAAAAUCCAGAAGUUGAUGAGGCUGACAAGGCUGAGGCUAAAGGUGAUGAGCAGCCUGAGGAGAUGGAGACAGAGCAGGGUGGUGCAGGAGAGACUGCUGUUGAGGCAGAAGUGAAGCAGGAGCCAGAGUCUGAGAAUGCUGCUAUGGAACAGCAGGAGGCAGCACAACAGGAAAAGGAGAUGAAUGGUGAUAAAAUGGAUGAAGAUGUGAAAGCAGAUGUUAAAAAAGAGAAAGAGGAACAUAAAGAUCGUGGAGAGAAGCGAAGAAGGUCACGAUCCAGGUCACCUCGCCGGGAAAGCCACAAGUCUGGUGAUCGGGACAGCCGGGACCAGGCCAGGGAUGAAAGGAGGAAACGCUUCAGAGCUAAAUCUCCUGUUGAACCAGAAACUGAUGAAUGGAAAGAGUUGACAAAUGUCAUUUUAGACAAAUUCAACAGUGACCUGUACUUGAAGAUCAGUAAGGAUGGCCUUUCUGGAAAGCCGUCUACAGAUGAUGGGUUUGCCAUGAUGUGGGCAGGGGCACGGGGUUCAUAUGGAGCCCUUGAUGGCAAGAUCGCCUUUCAAGUCAAGCUGAUGGAGAACCUGGAAGUUGAGCAGCUUGGAGAAGAGGAAACAAACCCCCAUGUUCUGAGAGUGGGCUGGUCGACAGAUGACAACAACCUACUGCUAGGAGAGGAAGAAUUGUCAUUUGGCUAUGGAGGCACAGCCAAGGCUUCAACCAACCUGAAAUUCUCUGACUACGGGGAGAAAUUUACAGCUGGGGAUGUCAUGACAGCAUACAUUGAUCUGGACAGUGAUCCGUGUGUGAUCUCCUUUGACAAGAAUGGCACAGACCUUGGCACAUGUUUUGAGUUUGAGAAGGCCAAGCUGGGAGAUAAGGCAAUGUUUCCCCACAUUCUCACAAAGAACACCACAUUCGAGUGUGAUUUUGGACAAAAGGAGGAGGCCUUCUUCCCUCUAAAGGAGGGUUAUGUGUUCAUCAACAGUGUGGCCCCAGAGGAUAGGGUGAAGGGCGCACAGCAACCAGAGAAAAAAGAGGACUGUGAGAUGAUCAUGAUGGUUGGUCUGCCAGCGGCCGGGAAGACAACAUGGGCAGACAAGUACAACGAGGAGCAUCCCGAGGCCAAGUUUAUCGUCCUCGGCACAAACAGCAUCAUUGAAAAGAUGAAGGUGAUGGGUUUACCUAGGAAGCGCAACUAUGCAGGCAGGUGGGAUGUACUGAUUGACAAGGCAACGAAGUGUCUCAACAGGAUGCUGGAGAUCGCCAGCAAACGCAAAAGAAACUACAUCCUCGAUCAGACCAAUGUGUAUGCCUCUGCUAGACGGCGUAAAAUGCAGCCAUUUGAAGGCUUCUCUCGGAGAGCAGUAGUCGUGGUCCCUACUGAUGAAGAUUACAAAACAAGAUUAGAGAGUCAACAAAAAGUGGAGGGGAAAGAAGUCCCUGAGAGUGCCAUUUAUGAGAUGAAAGCAAACUUCACAGUGCCUGAUGUUGGCAUGCUGUUUGACGAGGUAGACUUCACAGAAUUACAGCGCUCCGAUGCUGAGGAUCUUGUGGAGAAAUAUCGGGAGGAGGGACAGAAGAACUUACCCCCACCCCCUCCCCAGUCAGUCCCAGAAAGGAGAUCCAAUGAUGGGUACGAGAGGAGGAGCGGGAGUAGAGGAAGAGACACUAGAGGAGGAGGAAGUAGGUGGAGUGACCGAGGCGAUGACAGGCGCGGUGGCGGUGGUGGCAGGUGGGGCGGCAGUGGUGGAGGAGGAGGAGGCAAAUGGGGUGGUGGUGGUGGUGGAGGACGUGAUGGUGGCCGUUUUGGUGGCGGUGGUGGUGGACGCCAGGGAGGUGGAGGAGGACGUUAUGGAGGUGGUGGUGGUGGUGGUAAUGAUCGGUGGGGAGGUGGUGGCGGAGGUGGAGGUGGUGGUGGAAGAUGGGGCGGCGGAGGAGGUGGAGGUGGCCGGAAUGAUCGAGGCAAUGAUAGAAGCAGGAAUGACAAAUGGGGUGGCAGCAGCAGUGGUGCUGGUGGUGGUGCUGGUGGGGGCCGCUAUGACCGUGCUAGUAGCAGAGGCAGUUAUGGAAAUAAUAGAAAGGAUGGAGGUGGAAGUGGUAAGAGCUGGGGUGGCAGUGGUGGUGACAAGUGGGGAAGUGGUGGUAGUGGCGGGGGCUACAAGCAAGGCAGUAGCAACCAGGGCAAUAUGCAGAGCUACCAGACCUCCAGUAACUAUGGCAACCAGGGCUGGGGUCAGCAGGGGAACCAGCAACAGUGGGGCCAACAGGGUCAGCAGGCCUGGGGGCAGCAGCAGCCUGCAGCACAGAACUGGGGAACCUACACUGGACAGCAGUGGUCCGGCUAUGGUCAGCAAGCACAGCCAGCUGCCCAGCAGGGAGCCACAGCCACAGCAGCAGCAGCAACAGGCACAACCCCACAGUCACAGCAGGCGAUGACCGCAGCAUGGGGGGCAUACAACCAGAACCAAUGGGCUAACUGGAACCAGCAGUAUGCUAAUUGGUAUGGACAGUCGGCAGCUGGGCAAUACCCACAACAGGGAGGACAGGCAGGAACCGGAGGACAGACGGGAACUGGCAAAUAGGGACAACAGGGUCCAUUUUUAUUACUCGCUGUACAGGGCAUUGGCAAGUCCACAUCAAGAAUCCUGCCAUUCUUGGGCUUGGCCAUAGGCAAACCUAUCACACUUGAGGGAAAAAUGUAAGACAGAAGUGAAUUUUUAAAAAGUUUGUUCUUACAAUCAAAAAACUGGUCACAAGUGCAAAGGUCGAAGAAAAAUUGGGCGGAAAUAAGUGUUUUACAAUUAUGUUUACAUACAAUUUGUUUUUCAAAAAGUGCAUGAAUAUUGAAAGCAGAAAAAAUUGUUAUCAUUCAUGAUCUGUACAUAGCAUCAUUAAUAUGUGAAUUUCGUUGAUUAUGCUGUAUUGUUUUUUCCUUCAUUCAUUCAUUAUAAAUAUGUCUAAAAUGGAAGUGUUCAUUCAAUAUUCUAUAAUUUUUAUAAAUUUGUCGAUAAGAUUUUUUUGUCAGAAAUUUCUAAAACAUUGUACAUCUUUUGUAAUAUAUAUGAAUGGAAUUAAAAAUGUCUGUAAAAAAGA
Messenger RNA from Mya arenaria, 3884 nucleotides. RefSeq names its product heterogeneous nuclear ribonucleoprotein U-like protein 1. Bases 116 to 3373 code for a protein of 1085 amino acids. NCBI's taxonomy places the organism in Eukaryota, Metazoa, Mollusca, Bivalvia, Myida, Myidae. Gene Ontology annotation, molecular function: protein binding. The record is from RefSeq and is a predicted model, not a curated record. The transcript has 19 exons.